Messenger RNA from Microstroma glucosiphilum, 1959 nucleotides. RefSeq lists its product as hypothetical. The transcript is spliced from 3 exons. Gene Ontology annotation, biological process: regulation of DNA-templated transcription; DNA-templated transcription. Gene Ontology annotation, molecular function: DNA binding; DNA-binding transcription factor activity, RNA polymerase II-specific; zinc ion binding. The coding region runs from base 1 to 1959 and encodes 652 amino acids. NCBI's taxonomy places the organism in Eukaryota, Fungi, Basidiomycota, Exobasidiomycetes, Microstromatales, Microstromataceae. The record is from RefSeq and is a predicted model, not a curated record.
AUGGCCUCGUCGUUACAAAAGGGUCGCACAAGCUGCGACGCAUGCAAGGCCCGCAAGGUCAAAUGCGACUACGAGCGAGCCUUGCGCGACCAGUUGCCAGGAGAUGCCAGCCAAGUCUCCUGCUCCAGCUGUCGCACCUAUGGUCUUCCUUGCACCUUUACCAGGAAGCCGCGCAAGCAGAGAGUGGGAGCCAGGAUAGAAGAUAUCAGAAGGGGAAGCAGCGGUAGCUCAGCGCAGGGCUCAGCUCAGGGCUCGGCUCUCAGUCCCGCCUCAGCUACCAGCUACAAAUCCAAUACACCUUCAGCCCCAGGCAAUGCAAAUUUUGGGGAUCGUCCACCCUCCGCAGAUCUCUCACUAGACUUCCUAAAUACCCUCUCGGCUCAACAGCCAUCACCAGAACAAUCUCUUCUGAUACCUCCACGUGGCUUACUCGACGUACCCUUUCUCACCAUUGAGCUGCUCAAUGCCUGCCUCGCCGCCUACUUUGUCUGGAAUCAGCCCCUCAUACCCAUCAUCCGAUCAGACGAAGUUGCCAAGGGAUACGAAGCCUACAUCACUCUCUCACAAGGAGGUCUCACGGCCGAGCGAACUAUCAGCGCAGAGCUUCUCUUGGCUUUAGGAGCCCUUGGAGCUAGCUCCCUGGAGGAAGAGGGGGAAGCGCUCCUCUUUGGCUUCUGGAAUAAGCAUACUCUUCAGAGAGACCUCGUUUCACAAUUCUUGCAGCGCCUCAGAGUCCGUAGUUGGGCAGAGAGGGACGACGAGGAGGCACUCGAAGUGCUCACCGCCUGCUGGCUCCUCUCCUUCCGAGACGUUCAACUGCUGGGCGCCGUGUCGGAUGAUAUUGUCACUCGACCGCCGCUAUCUAGAGAGGCGCUCUCUACUAUGCUCUUCUCGCUACAGAUCAACAGAGCGCCCAGACUAGACGAGAGAGCACCUGCAGGUGGUGGCAGGUGGAGGAGCGGUAGAGGCGAGAGACUCUUGACGGAUGAGCAGGCUUCAGCACGCAGAAGGGUCUUCUGGGGUGUCUUCUUCAACGAUGGCCAUCGAGCCAUGAGUCUCCGCCAGCCGCUGAGCGUACCAGACGACGCGCACGACCACGAUCUCUUCUUCCCUGAGCUUCCCAGACCCGAAUCCCUCAUCUUCUUUCACGAAGGCGGCGCAACGAGUAUCCCGCCCUCACCCACCUUCGGCCAGGAUCGCCUCGAGUUCGAUCUCCUCUUCAGACGGUGCGCUGGACCGUUUGCCCUACUGGUCCGCAACGUUUGUCAGAGCUUCGUGUCCGUCCGUUCGCAGUCGCUUGGUGUGCCCGCGAGCGCAGCAAGAAAGGCGCUUGGCGCGUAUACAGCUUGGUAUGCUGGCUUACCCCCACCGCUAGUCAUACAUAAUCGCUUCCCCGAGAAUUGGCAGGAGGGGAGGGCCGCCAGACCCACUGGCCUCGAGCUGACCAAGCUCCUCAGAGUCCUCUUCCUGAUGAUGCUCUACCACUCGCAGCUCCUGGGCGCCUGCACAGCCGCGGAAGACUUUGGCGUCAGAGCAGACGAUGGUGAAGCCAGGGGAGGCAGAGAGGUGGAGAGUGACUCUGACUCUGUCGUGAGAGGACUGCAGGAUGCUGCGCUGGAGAGCUUGGCGCAGGUUGCGAGGAUCUCAAGAGUGGCAGGCACGCUGGGUUUGCUCAGGUGCGAUCCCGCCAUCUGUCGCGAUAUGCCCUCAAGCUUCAGUCUCUGGGCCUGCUCCAAGGUCACCAAAAGUCUCAAUGCCCGCGCCAGUGGUCAGCCCGACCUCUUCUUCACCCCCAGAAGACCUACACCAGCAGAUCUGCUGGGCUACGCAGAGGACGUGGCCUUUGGUGUCUCUACGGUGGACUCGGCGCUCGGCAGCGCGGAGAUGGCAGAGGCGCUACGUGCUACCAUCUCACAGGCGUGGAGGGGGCUUGGUCAACAGGUCGAGGUGCCCAUGUAG